Molecule: messenger RNA, 2221 nt
Organism: Phragmites australis (common reed)
Lineage: Eukaryota; Viridiplantae; Streptophyta; Magnoliopsida; Poales; Poaceae
Product: zinc-finger homeodomain protein 4-like
Exons: 1
Coding region: 600-1769 (389 amino acids)
Biological process (GO): regulation of DNA-templated transcription; regulation of developmental process
Cellular component (GO): nucleus
Molecular function (GO): transcription cis-regulatory region binding; DNA-binding transcription factor activity
Source: RefSeq, a predicted model, not a curated record
GAGAGAGAGAGAGAGAGAGAGAGGGGUCAAAGGCUGGUCCAUGGCCCAUACAUUUAGUGGACAAGAAUAGAAUACAGUAGUAUAGAACUUGUAUACUAGUAACCAGUAAAAACUUGCAGCUAGUAACCAGCUCAAAGUAACCCUGCUGCCUCUUGGCAAGAACAGCCUCACUGCUCAUCCUUCCAUCCAUCCAUCCUUGUUCCACUAUAGCAAGUGAGUAGCUUAUCUUCUCCUUCCUUCGUUCCUUCCAAGUUGUGUGACCUUGUUUGCAUUGCAUGGGGAAGAGCCCAAGAAAGUAGAAGAAGCUGGCUAGAUAGGACAUGGCAGCACAGAUAACAACAUAUAUUAUUCUAUGGUCUAAUCUAGCAGCUUGCUUACCUCCUUCAUCUUGGGGUUUUGGUUUGCAACUAGUAUCUUCUUGAUAAGGUCCCCGAGAUCCCACACCUCACCUCAGCUCCCUUUUUGUUAUCUUUUUUCUUCCCUUCUCUUCUCUCUCCCCUGUAUUGAGAGUCCCAAGAAACACUGAGAAUUUUGUUGCAUCCUUGUGAGUGAGUGACUCUGGGCGCCAUUAACUUUUCUUGCUUGCACUCGAUCUCAUCAUGGUUUCCAUUGUGCCCCUGCAGCAGAGAAGAACAGAAGCAUCGCCAGCAGCAGCAAGAGGCAUCUUCUCGCUGGAGAGGCGUCGCCGAGGAGAGGAAGGAGGAGGCAUGGAUCUUUCCGGCACGCAAGGCGAGCUCCCGAUCCCAAUGCACGCCAACGUCGCACCGCCCUAUAGCGGCGUCGGCGGCGGGGGCCAUGUCCUGCAGGUCCACCAUGAGCAUGGAAACAACAAUGGGCAGUCGUCUCCUGCGCUGCCGUCGCCGCAUGCCGCGGCGGCUGAGGAGAGACCCGAGAAGAAACGCGGGGCGGCGGCCGGCGCUGGCAUUGGCGGCGGCUGCUGGAACUCGGCGGCGAAGUACCGCGAGUGCCUGAAGAACCACGCGGCGGCCAUCGGCGGGAACGCCACCGACGGGUGCGGCGAGUUCAUGCCGAGCGGCGAGGAGGGCUCGCUGGAGGCGCUCAAGUGCUCCGCUUGCGGCUGCCACCGCAACUUCCACCGCAAGGAGGUCGACGACGACUUCGACGUCGCCGGCGGGUGCGCCGCGCACGCGCACGGCCACGGGCCCCGCGCCGCCCGCCGCCUCCUCGCCCCCGCUAUGCCGCAACACAAGAACGGCGCCGGCGGUCUCCUCGUCUCCGCCGACCCCUAUGGCGCCUACGCCGCGGCGCGCGCGCUCCCUCCGCCGCCGGGGCACCCGCACCACCACCACUACGUCAUGCCGCUGAGUGUGAUGCACACCUCCGAAUCCGACGAGAUGGCCGGCGACGGCCCCACCGCCGCCGUGCUCGGCUCGGGCGGGGGCGGGGGCGGGGGCUCCUCCUCGUCCAAGAAGCGGUUCCGCACCAAAUUCACCGUGGAGCAGAAGGCGCGCAUGCUGGACUUCGCGGAGCGCGUCGGGUGGCGCCUCCAGAAGCUCGACGACGGCAUGGUGCAGGCGUUCUGCCAGGAGAUCGGCGUCAAGCGCCGCGUGCUCAAGGUCUGGAUGCACAACAACAAGCACAACCUCGCCACCAAGCGCCUCGAGGCCUCGCCGCAGGCGCAGGCAAUGCCAGCCAUGCCGUCGCCGCCGCCGCUGCAGAUGUCGAUGCCGAUGCCAGUGAUGCCUCCGCCGCAGCCUGGGCCGUCCUCCCUUCGCGGCCCCAGCUCCCCGCCGCCGCUCAAGCUCUAGUGACCGCUUUCCCCAACCUGACAUAGAAGAAGAUUACCAUGCUGUCCAUGGUGGUUCUUGAUCCUGGAUUCCUGGUAGCCUAGCAAACCAACCGCAUCGCAAUCUCACUGUUCCAUUCCAUCCAUGUGAUCGCAAGUGAUCGUUGAAGAAGAGAGAAGUGAAACAAAAGAGAACAAGUCAAGUUAUAUCGUCUGUUUUUUUUCCUUUUAUUUUCCGGUGUUCGUUGAUUUGUCAUAAGGUAGUGGAGCAAGCAUGAGAUGAUGAGGACAUGCAUCAUAGGUGAACUGAACUGAACCCAAUUUCCUAUUAUCUCAAGAACAAAAAUGAGAAACUUUCCUAGACUAUUUUAUUUUUAUUUUCUUGGUUGGUGUCUCUGACUUCAAGCCUAGCUUGGGACGAGUUGAACAUUUGAGCUGUCGUUAUGGAUAAUUGGAUAUUGUGUAUCAAGUUAA